Molecule: messenger RNA, 519 nt
Organism: Penicillium crustosum
Lineage: Eukaryota; Fungi; Ascomycota; Eurotiomycetes; Eurotiales; Aspergillaceae
Exons: 2
Coding region: 1-519 (172 amino acids)
Source: RefSeq, a predicted model, not a curated record
AUGGAAGGCAGUCAGGGUAUAGAGGACCGUCGGCACAUGCAAACUCCAAUGGUCGCAGAGGCACGCAAUAGUCGAUACCAAACAUGUUCUAAGGUUCCUUCCAAACGGCAAGCUCUGGCCCACAUUCAGUCUCCGACCACCGACGCAGCCGCUCCAAACAAGACUAAGGUAAAAUGGACUCUCCGUCGGAUGGUUCAAUCCCGCCAUCAUCAAUGCAUGAGAAAAGAUCGAAUCUUCCUCAAGGCUAACUCCAUCAAAAAAGGGCUGAAGACCUUGGAAAAUCCCCAGGCCCAGGGAAUUCUACACGCAGCCAACGACGUGGCCGACGAUCGCCCUGAUCAUGACAGUAUGGUCGCUGGCCUCCUUUCCCGCUUGGAAAGUAAGCCGGAAAUCACCAGAUUCGCCCUGCGCUCAGCCCUAGAUGGUGUCCGUCUAGGUGGGCACCUCCGCCACCCCCACAAACUGACCACCGACGCCAUCGCGCGUUGUCAGGCACGGACGGCAGUACAGGGAGGUUGA